AUGCCGCCCUCCGGGCUGCGGCUGCUGCCGCUGCUGCUGCCGCUGCUCCGGCUCUUAGUGCUGACGCCCGGCCGGCCGGCCGCGGGGCUGUCCACCUGCAAGACCAUCGACAUGGAGCUGGUGAAGCGGAAGCGCAUCGAGGCCAUCCGCGGCCAGAUCCUGUCCAAGCUGCGGCUCGCCAGCCCCCCGAGCCAGGGGGACGUGCCCCCCGGCCCGCUGCCCGAGGCCGUGCUCGCCCUCUACAACAGCACCCGCGACCGAGUGGCCGGCGAGACCGCCGAGCCCGAGCCCGAGCCGGAGGCGGACUACUACGCCAAGGAGGUCACCCGCGUGCUCAUGGUGGACAACAACCACAAAAUCUACGACCCAUUCAGGGACGACUUAAAGCGCAGCCUGUAUAUGCUCUUCAACACGUCAGAGCUUCGAGAAGCAGUGCCUGAACCCGUGCUGCUUUCCCGGGCAGAGCUGCGUUUAAUGAGGCUCAAAUUAAGCGUGGAGCAGCACGUGGAGCUGUAUCAGAAAUACACCAACAAUUCCUGGCACUACCUCAGUAACCGGCUGCUGGCCCCCAGUGACUCUUCGGAGUGGCUGUCCUUCGAUGUCACAGGAGUUGUGCGGCAGUGGCUGAACCAAGGAGGGGAUGUAGAAGGCUUUCGCCUCAGCACCCACUGCUCGUGUGAUGACAAAGACAACCAACUCCUAGUGAAGAUCAAAGGGUUCAAUAAUAACCAAGGCAGAGGUGACCUGGCCACCAUUCGAGGCAUGCACCGGCCCUUCCUGCUCCUCAUGGCCACUCCACUGGAGAGGGCCCAGCAUCUGCACAGCUCCCGCCAUCGCCGAGCCCUCGACACCAGCUACUGCUUCAGCUCCAAGGAGAAGAACUGCUGUGUGCGCCAGCUGUACAUCGACUUCCGCAAGGAUCUGGGCUGGAAGUGGAUCCACGAGCCCAAGGGCUACCACGCCAACUUCUGCCUGGGGCCCUGCCCCUAUAUCUGGAGCCUGGACAACCAAUAUAGCAAGGUCCUGGCCCUGUACAACCAACACAAUCCCGGUGCUUCGGCGGCGCCCUGCUGCGUGCCGCAGGUGCUGGAGCCCCUGCCCAUCGUCUACUUCGUGGGCCGCAAGGCCAAGGUGGAGCAGCUGUCCAACAUGAUCGUGCGCUCCUGCAAGUGCAGCUGA
This is a messenger RNA of Elephantulus edwardii (Cape elephant shrew), 1179 nucleotides long. RefSeq names its product transforming growth factor, beta 1 (gene TGFB1). Gene Ontology annotation, cellular component: extracellular region. The transcript is spliced from 7 exons. Gene Ontology annotation, biological process: BMP signaling pathway; transforming growth factor beta receptor signaling pathway; regulation of cell population proliferation. NCBI's taxonomy places the organism in Eukaryota, Metazoa, Chordata, Mammalia, Macroscelidea, Macroscelididae. The coding region runs from base 1 to 1179 and encodes 392 amino acids. Gene Ontology annotation, molecular function: type II transforming growth factor beta receptor binding; type III transforming growth factor beta receptor binding; growth factor activity. The record is from RefSeq and is a predicted model, not a curated record.